Trichoderma harzianum CBS 226.95 is the source of this 1390-nucleotide messenger RNA. RefSeq lists its product as hypothetical. Gene Ontology annotation, molecular function: S-formylglutathione hydrolase activity. The transcript has 3 exons. The record is from RefSeq and is a predicted model, not a curated record. Bases 302 to 1162 code for a protein of 286 amino acids. Gene Ontology annotation, biological process: formaldehyde catabolic process. Gene Ontology annotation, cellular component: cytosol. Lineage: Eukaryota; Fungi; Ascomycota; Sordariomycetes; Hypocreales; Hypocreaceae.
GGAAUGGGCGUUUAUACUAUUACCCGAUGCCUUUAAUGAAUCGCUGCUUUCGGACAUAGUUCGGGCGUCAUGAUGAUGGAAAUAGAGAGCUUUCGGAGGGGUGUUUUGGCACGUCUGGUGGUGGGGUAAAUACGGAUCAAUGUGUCGAUGAUGUUAAAUAGCUUCUACCUCUUUUACCUAUUAAUGAGUAGCUUGUGCUUCUACUUAUUCUUCUUUUUCUUCUUCCCAUAUAAGCAUUACCUCCUCAUCUAGCCAAUUCCCAACCUUGUGGCUGUAACUGUAUCAACCCCUCCAAAACACCAUGGCGAGCAUCACCACCAACGCCUCCAUCGCCUCUUUUGGCGGCCGCUUCCUCAAGCUCACCCACCAAUCCUCCGUCACCGGCGGCUCCAUGAACUUCACCCUCUUCCUACCCGCCGGCAUCUCCGAGUCCGAACCCGCUCCGCUGCUCAUCUACCUGUCCGGCCUGACAUGCACCCCCGACAACGUCACCGAAAAGGGCUUCCUGCACGCCCACGCCGCGCCCCUCAAGCUCGCGCUUCUGUAUCCCGACACGUCGCCCCGCGGCACGAACCACCCCGGCGAGCACGAUUCCUGGGACUUUGGCAGCGCUGCGUCCUUUUACAUUGAUGCUACCCAGGAGCCGUGGGCGCAAAACUACAAGAUGGAGACAUACAUCACCAAGGAGCUGCCCGAGCUCGUCUUUUCGCAGUUUAAGCAGCUGGAUCCGCAGCGUGUGUCUAUUACGGGCCACUCUAUGGGCGGUCACGGAGCUUUGACGCUGUUUUUGAAGAACCCUGGCAAGUACAAGAGUGUCAGCGCGUUCUCGCCCGUGUCGAACCCGAGUGCGUGUCCGUGGGGGGAGAAGGCGUUUACGGGAUAUUUGGGGGCCGACAAGGAGGAGUGGAAGAAGCAUGAUGCGACGGAGCUGGUGAAGCACUGGAAGGGAUAUCUGAAUGCUCUGCUUGACGUGGGCACCGCCGACAACUUUUACAAGCAGAGACAGCUUCUGCCCGAGAACUUUGCAGAGGCCACCAAGGCUGCGGGCAUCGAGGGCCUGCAGCUACGAUACCAAGACGGUUAUGACCACUCAUACUUCUUCAUCUCAACCUUUGGCGAGGACCAUAUUAAGCACCAUGCCAAGCAUCUGGGUUUGUUGUAAUUGAUUGGUCCUUUGUACAUAUAUGAAUGGCACACAUGAAAAGGAGAAUGUCUGAAGAAAUUACCUACACAGCAUGAUGCCAGAGAAAUGGGGUAACGAUAUGAUGAGACGACGAGCUGCAAAAAGCAGCCAAAUUCCGCUGCUAAAAUACUCAAAUGCAUCUGUAUAUAUAAACACACUCUGCAGAGAGUAUCCGAAAAGAUUAAAUCAGAUGACAAGAAAAGAAGA